Molecule: messenger RNA, 451 nt
Organism: Phragmites australis (common reed)
Lineage: Eukaryota; Viridiplantae; Streptophyta; Magnoliopsida; Poales; Poaceae
Product: proline-rich receptor-like protein kinase PERK2
Exons: 1
Coding region: 17-451 (144 amino acids)
Source: RefSeq, a predicted model, not a curated record
CAGAAGAGGCAGCGCCAUGGCGCUUCUCUUGCUCCACGCCUUGCUGUUGGCAAACGCAACUGCGGCAAUAGCCGCGGACAACGCAACAGGCGACGGCGGCAACUCCACCACGUCUCCGGUUCUGUGCGACGGCGCGGAGUGCGAGCCGCCGGCGCAGCCGCUGCCGAUCUACGGCUACCCUCCGCCUGCGCCGUCGCUGCCGUCUGCACCACCGGCACCGCCAUCGGCCCCAGGCUCGCAGACGCCGUGCCCGCCGGUGGCCGUUGUCUGCUGCGGCGGCGCCGGGGCCACUGGGGGGCAAUACAUGCCCCAGCAACCGAACUACGCGCCUCCGACCGGCUACCUGCCUUACUACAACCCCUCUGCUUCGGCGCAUGUGCUACUUUCUCCUGUUACUGCUGGUUACUACGUGACGGUAGCUUGUCUCGUGUUCCUAUGGGUUGUGGUGUAG